AUGAGGGUCGCUUUCAUCCUUCUAAUCUUGAUUGGUCUAGGAUGCUGUUGCUCAAUAUUCCCUCUUACUUCAGGAUGCUGGAAACUUCCUGAAAGUAUCAUUUCAACUGCGUUGAAUUCCACUAUUCCACUGGUUCAAAAAACAGCUAAAGCCGAUCUUUGUGCUGUCGAGCACGUACUGAAAUCCACGCCUACAAUUGUUGAGGUGAUAUCGAGAAUGGUUCAGGACACAAGCAAUAAUGUUAUUAGCACCGUUCAUCAGCUGAUUCGCAAUAUUGAUGACACCGAUCUCGUUAAAGCAAUUGUCCAUGCUGUGAAUUCUUUCGCCUCCCAAUCAUUGCAUGAGACAGAUGCUACAGUGCUGGAAUUGAUUAGAGUAGUAUCUAAAUUAUUCGAAGAUGUUGAAGAGAAUUGUUAUGAAGGACUAAAUCCAGCUGCUUUUCACAUAGAAGGCGCCUGGAAUGUUAUCGAAGAACUCAAGAAGACAGUGGGAAGUCAAGCGAAUAUGUGA
Molecule: messenger RNA, 510 nt
Organism: Caenorhabditis remanei
Lineage: Eukaryota; Metazoa; Nematoda; Chromadorea; Rhabditida; Rhabditidae
Exons: 3
Coding region: 1-510 (169 amino acids)
Source: RefSeq, a predicted model, not a curated record